CCCAACCUUGCCGACCCGGUUGAACCUGAACCGACUAUAACCCUUGCAAGAGUGUAGCCGAAGAAUACUUCACUCGUUUUCUUCCUCGGGCUUCAUCGCAUUCCUUUCUAUAUUCAUCGCAUUCCUCUGUAUUUCUCCGCUGCAAAGAGAUACUAAGCAUGAAGCUUGACUUUAGUGGACUUGAAUCUACUGUCCCCUUCUCUGCAAUGAGCAGUGGCCUUUGUGAUGGAUUUUCAGCUGGACCAUCAUUUGAGAUUCCUAAUACUACUGAUUUUGAUGGCUUUCAGAAGGAAGCUAUACAAAUGGUGAAGCCAGCAAAGGGGACAACAACCCUUGCUUUCAUUUUCAAGGAGGGAGUCAUGGUGGCAGCUGAUUCUCGUGCAAGCAUGGGAGGCUAUAUCUCAUCACAGUCUGUGAAGAAAAUAAUCGAGAUCAACCCAUACAUGCUAGGAACAAUGGCUGGGGGAGCUGCUGACUGCCAGUUCUGGCACAGAAACCUGGGCAUUAAGUGCCGGUUGCAUGAGCUGGCAAAUAAGCGAAGAAUUUCAGUUGCUGGGGCUUCAAAGCUGCUUGCAAACAUUCUUUAUUCUUACCGUGGAAUGGGCUUGUCUGUUGGUACCAUGAUUGCUGGAUGGGACGAAACGGGUCCUGGGCUAUAUUAUGUGGACAGUGAAGGAGGGCGAUUGAAAGGAACCAGAUUCUCUGUUGGAUCUGGUUCACCAUAUGCUUAUGGUGUAUUGGAUAACGGGUACCGUUAUGAUAUGUCAGUUGAAGAAGCUGCAGAGUUGGCUAGACGUUCCAUUUAUCAUGCAACUUUUCGAGAUGGAGCUAGUGGUGGUGUUGCUAGUGUUUAUCACGUGGGACAAAAAGGAUGGACGAAGCUAUCUGGUGAUGAUGUCGGGGAACUCCAUUAUAUGUACUAUCCAGUUGAACCAACAACAGUGGAACAUGAGAUGGGUGAAGCAUCAGGGGUGUGAGGUAGAGGGUUGCUGGGAUAUUCUCCUGUUAGUUGCCAACAGUUCAUAGACAGGCCUGGAUAAGUUUAUUUCAGUUUCCUUUGAUGUUCUUGAAGUUUACACUAUUUCAUGUGCUGGAUAAUUCUUGUUGCUGGUUUUGAAAUUUAUGAUCUCUAUUUGUGCUUGAAAA
This is a messenger RNA of Cornus florida, 1146 nucleotides long. RefSeq names its product proteasome subunit beta type-5-B. Lineage: Eukaryota; Viridiplantae; Streptophyta; Magnoliopsida; Cornales; Cornaceae. Gene Ontology annotation, molecular function: threonine-type endopeptidase activity. The transcript is spliced from 8 exons. Gene Ontology annotation, cellular component: proteasome core complex. The coding region runs from base 159 to 977 and encodes 272 amino acids. The record is from RefSeq and is a predicted model, not a curated record.